Messenger RNA from Chiroxiphia lanceolata (lance-tailed manakin), 2238 nucleotides. RefSeq lists its product as uncharacterized. The record is from RefSeq and is a predicted model, not a curated record. NCBI's taxonomy places the organism in Eukaryota, Metazoa, Chordata, Aves, Passeriformes, Pipridae. The transcript has 23 exons. The coding region runs from base 85 to 2238 and encodes 717 amino acids.
GGUGUCAGGACAGCGGUGUCAGGACAGCGGUGUCAGGACAGCGGCGGCAGCAGUAGCUGCCGGACGGUGUGAGGGCGAGGGGCCAUGGCCCUUGCCCUCCGCCUCUUCCUCCUCCUCCUCCUGGCAGUGGCCCUGCACGCCAGGGCUGCCCAGGCUGCUCCGGUGCCAGCGCGGGGAGCAGAUGAGGGUGCUGGGAAUUCUUUUUCAGCAGCUUGGCUAGAAGGUGGCUUGGACUCCUUGGGGUCUCCCGCAGGAGUGUCCACAGGGAGGACUUUUCCAGCUUCUGGGCUGGUUCCUCCACACAAAGCUCGUUCACAUCGUAGGGGUCCUCCAAGAGGCAGAAACCGAUCUCCAGGAGACAAACCAUCCCAGGAGGCACUGGAACUUCUGGACCAAAUGCUGAGUAAAUUGCAGAGACGGAGAGAUGAGGACACUGGGAAUGCUUCUCCAGCAGCUUGGAUGGAAGAUGUUUUGGGUCCCUUGGGGUCUCCUGCAGGAGUGUCUGCAGGGAGGACUUUCCCAGCUCCUAGGCUGGUUGCUCCACAGUGGUCCAGCUCACAUCGUAGGGGUCCUCCAAGAGGCAGGAAUCAACCUCCACAAGACAAACCAUCUCAGGAGGCACGGGAUCUUCUGGAUCAAAUGCUGAAUGAACUGGAGAGACGGAGAGAUGAGGACACUGGGAAUGCUUCUCCAGCAGCUUGGAUGGAAGAUGCUUUGGGUCCCUUGGGGUCUCCUGCAGGGGUGUCUGCAGGGAGGACUUUUCCAGCUCCUUUGCUUAUUCCUCUGCACAAGCCCAGCUCACAUCACAGGGAGAUGGACCAAGGGGCUGUUCAGAAGUUAAUGUUCCCUGAAGGAAGCAGUGGCUCCGUGCCAGGUUCUGCUGAGGGCAGGGAGGCGAUGCCAGGCACGGGCACACGGGAUGGGGAUCAUUACUUGGAUUACCUGCAAGUUCUUGUGGAUGAUGCUUUGAGCUUCCUGGAGCAACCUGCAGGGGUGUCCGCGCAGAGGACUUUUCCAGCUCCUGAGCUGAUUCCUUUGCACAAGCGCAAUUCACACGGCAGGGGUCCUCCAAAAGUCAAGAGUGAAACUGAAGGAGACAAAGAUUUUCUUGAAUCAAAUGAAGUCCUGAGAGAAAUUGUGAAGGAACUGAUGAGAGGGCGAGAGAUGGACCAAGGGGCUCUAUGGCAGGCAGCAUUCUCCAAAGGAAGCAGUGGCUCCGUGCCAGGCUCUGCUGAGGGCAGGGAGGUGAUGCCAGGCACGGGCACACGGGAUGAGGGUGCUGGGAAUGCGUCGCCAUUAGAUUGGCUGCGUGAGGUUUUGGAGCCCUUGCAGCCUCCUGCAGUUAUAGGGGUGUCUGCAGGGAGGACUUUUCCAGCUCCCCUGCUGGUUGUUCCAUACAAGCUAAAUUCACAUCACAGGGGUCCUCCAGGAGGCAAGAGCCAACCUCCAGGUGGAAAGAAAUCCCAGGAGCCAUCUGAAGGCAUGAGGCAAAUGCUGAAGGAAAUGAUGCAGGGAGUACCUGAGAUGGACCAAGGGACUCUGUGGCAGGCGCCGUUCCCCAUAGGAAGCAGUGGCUCCGUGCCAGGCUCUGCUGAGGGCAGGGAGGCGAUGCCAGGCACGGGCACACGGGAUGAGGGUGCUGGGAAUGCUUCUCCAUUGGAUUGGCUGCAUGAAGUUUUGGAGCCCUUGAUGUCCCCUGCAGGUGUAUCUGCAGGGAGGACUUUUCCAGCUCCUCUGCUGGUUGUUCCACACAAGCCCAGCUCACAUGGCAGGGGUCCUCCAAGAGGCAAGAACCAACCUCCAGGUGAAAAGAAAUCCCAGGAGCCAUCUGAAGGCAUGAGAGAAAUACUAAAAGAACCGGGGAGAGGUCAGGAUGCAGCUGGUGCCACAACACGUGCUCCAAAGGUCCAGGAGAGCACUGGAAGAGAUUUCUGUCGGGGAACACGCUGUUUGAUUGUGAUAAUGGCAAGCAUGUUGGGUGGGCUGCUUGCCAUCAUGUCAUGCUGUGCUGCAAUCUGGUACUGGAGGGUGAGAAAACGGCUCCUCUCUGCUCCUGCUCCAGAGCAGCCAAACACAUCAGCCAGGAAGAGCUGGACCUCUCACCCUCACUCUUUGUACCCUUGCUCAGCUGCGUUGCCACGGCUGCAGCACCUGCUGUUUGAUGUCAAGGUCCAACUGCCACCAAAACGAUCCUCUCUGCCUCUAAACCCACUGAUUGCACCCUAUGAUGAGGACUGA